AUGUCUUCAUCGCUAAUCAAUCCUAACCCUGAAAUUUAUGCAACACAAAGUAUUUCUAGAAAUGAUUCGGAACAAGAAAAUAAUGAAGAAUAUAUUGAUGAAUUUGAUGCUUUGGAAGUUUAUGAUCUGAUAAGAAAUAUUAACGAUCCCGAACAUCCACUUUCUUUGGAACAAUUAAAAGUUACACAACAUGAUUUAAUUACUGUAGAUAAUAAGAAUAAUUUAAUUGUAAUUUAUUUUACUCCAACUAUUACACAUUGUUCAAUGGCAACUUUAAUUGGUUUGAGUAUUAGAGUGAAAUUACUGAGAAGUUUACCAAAAAGAUUUAAAGUUGACAUUUUCAUUACACCUGGCACACAUCAAUCUGAAGAUCAAGUUAACAAACAAUUAAAUGAUAAGGAAAGAGUAGCUGCUGCUUUGGAAAAUGAAAGAUUAUUAUCUGUUGUAAAUAGAUGCAUUGCACAAUCUUAA
Naegleria gruberi is the source of this 471-nucleotide messenger RNA. RefSeq lists its product as uncharacterized. Lineage: Eukaryota; Heterolobosea; Eutetramitea; Acrasida; Naegleriidae. The coding region runs from base 1 to 471 and encodes 156 amino acids. The transcript has a single exon. The record is from RefSeq and is a predicted model, not a curated record. Gene Ontology annotation, biological process: iron-sulfur cluster assembly.